AUGGCGGCGGAGGUGGAGGUGGAGGCGGAGGUUGUUGAGGUGUACAUCGACAACGCUUCCGCUUUUCCGUGGACUGUACAAACAAUGAGGAACAAAUUGCCUGAUGAAGCACACUCGAUCACAGAUGUAUGA
Molecule: messenger RNA, 132 nt
Organism: Ramularia collo-cygni
Lineage: Eukaryota; Fungi; Ascomycota; Dothideomycetes; Mycosphaerellales; Mycosphaerellaceae
Exons: 2
Coding region: 1-132 (43 amino acids)
Source: RefSeq, a predicted model, not a curated record